AUGGCGCGCCCUGUGCUGAUGGACGUCUCGCAGCGCUGCUACCUGGAGGCGCUGGCGGGCGGAGGCCGCUACACCGCCGGCCUGGUGAUGGGGCAGGCGGUGGCGGCCGGCGGCGCGAUGGCCGUCGUCCACCUGGCCAGGACCCCGCCGCCGGCCGGCAAGGACCUCGUCCCGCCCGGCGAGGACUGCUGCUGCGAAGCCGUCGGCGCCACCUACUACGACGCCGUGGAAGAGAUCCCGCUGCGGGGCCUGUGCGAGCACGCGCGCCUGGUGACGCGCAUGCUGCCCGGAGGCAUGUGGGUGCUGGGUCUGUUCGUCGUGGGGCCCGGCGACGUGCUGUCCGACGGCGCCGCGACGCGCCACCUGCACGCGGCGCACCGCCAGCUGCGCGCCGAGCUGUCGCGCGACCCGCACCUGCGCGGGGCCUGCCCCGAGCCGACCACGCUCGUCGCGCACCUCAGCGAAGACCCGGGGGACCUGCGGCUGGCGCGCUUCUCGAGCGAUUCCCGGAGCCUCUUGACGGACCUGCGGCUGGAGACGCUGCCGCGCCCGCUCGACUGGCACGCGUUCAGCUUCACGUACGACCUGGACCGCGCCUUCGCGCUACGCGACCUGGGCGUUUCGGCGUCGGGACACGUGGGGCGCAUGCGCGACUUCCUGGACGACUUCGCCGAGGACCUGGCUGGGUCCGCGUGCCUGGUGAACGACCUGCCGUGGCGGGCGCUGUCCGAGCGCUACGGCAGCCUCAAGGAGUUCGUCGCCGCCGCCGGCGGCCGGGGCCGGGCGAGCGUGAACCUGGUGCUCCCCAGGGGCUGCCAGUUACCCGAGCACCAGGACAUGGUGAUCGGCCGGCGCGCCGGCUACUCGCACGUCCGCGGCUCCAUCAUGAGCGUCGUGUACAUGCACGACGACUCCACCCUGCGCGAGUUCGCGCGCGCAGUCAAGGAUGACGUGCUGCGCUCGCUGGCGUCGCGGCUGGAGGUCUACUGGUCGCUGUUCGAGGAGCGCGCGGCCGAGGAGGAGGUGCGCUACGUGCACGAGCUGCCCAAGAGGGUGUUCGUCCCGCUGCCCCUCUGCGAGAUCGAGUUCUCCGACUACCUGACGCUCGGCAUAAAGAUAUCCGACUCUCUGGGGUCCAUCCACAGGAACUUGGACGUCGACGUGAAUAUCGACAGCAUCAAGAAAUCAGAGUGUGACAUCGUUAAAAUUUCGUUGGGUGAGAAAAGGGACGGGCAUGCUCAGUCUGUGGCCACGUUCAACCAAAUGACGACCGCGGACAUGAAAGUUGUGAUAUAUACUUUCAUCCUUAUCUGUUUGGCCAUCCCAGCCUUGGUAGUGCAUUUGCGAUAAGAAAACCCAGUUUGGAUAUUAUUAUGUACUGUACUUAAUUGAAAGUUUAUACGUAGGCCUAUAUAAAUCUUAUUUUAUUUUUGAAUUUAUAUUUUAAAAAUUGUAUAUGUUUGCGUAUGCAAACUCUUGCAAUAGUUGUGAUGUUAACUUAUUUUAGAAGAAAGUGAAAAAAAAUAUAUAUAUUAUGGUUUGUUUAGUUUUGAAAGCUAAAUUUUUUUUUACUUGGACAUUUUACAUAAAACAUUUGAAUACAAGUUCAUGCACGAAAUUUGCAGCCACCAAGUUUGGAAAGCAUAGCAUGGGUGUUAGUUGUAGUUGAUUGAUAAUAUCAGUUUAUUCAGCAGAAUCAUUAAUAAUAAAUAAGCUUAAUGUGC
Bacillus rossius redtenbacheri is the source of this 1724-nucleotide messenger RNA. Its product is annotated as protein odr-4 homolog. NCBI's taxonomy places the organism in Eukaryota, Metazoa, Arthropoda, Insecta, Phasmatodea, Bacillidae. Gene Ontology annotation, cellular component: endomembrane system. The record is from RefSeq and is a predicted model, not a curated record. The transcript is spliced from 2 exons. The coding region runs from base 1 to 1350 and encodes 449 amino acids. Gene Ontology annotation, biological process: intracellular protein localization.